CAUUCCUAGAGGAACCAGCUACCAUGAUGUCCUUAAACAGAAAUACAGCAUCUUUGAAUGGCAGCCAGGUCACGGAUGAGUUCUUCUACUCUUGGUGCCAAAAUGCGGCCGUGGCUUCUUUAUUCUGGACAGGAUUCGGGGUGCCCUGUUUCCUUCUGGGCUUUCCAGCCAGCGUGAUGGCACUUUAUGAGCUUCUCCAGAGACAAAGACAAAAAGUGGCCAAUGACAUGUUCAUGAUCAGUCUUGCCUUCAUCGAUUUGGCUUUCACAGCUUCCAUCCCAUUCUUUUUAUGCAAUUACAUUAUAUGGAGGAAUGUUCUGAUUGAGUGGAUUUCUUACUUCAUAUACAGCUUCAUAAUGGUUGGUAGACCUCUCUUUAUGGCUUGUGUUUGUGGAGAUUGUCAUGUUGCUGUAAUUUACCCCAUAGCAUACAAGACCAAUAAGAAACUGUUAGUCAUUAAAAAGAUUAUCUGUAUAAUCCUUUGGUUCAUUAUAAUGGGCUUUGGCAUAGUUCUGUCGUCCAUAUACUGGAUAAUCAUAUCUCCCAUUUCCUCCGUUCUUUUGCUCGUCUCUCUACCAGUUAUUUUUUACUGUGAUAUUUCAGUUCUUCUAGCUCUGAGAAAAACAGGUCCAGGUGGAAAUGGCAGCAUCCAUCCUCAGAAGAAGCAGGCCAUUCAUACUAUAUUAACCAGCUUCAUCAUGUCAUUCAUUGCCUACCUGCCACCAACAAUUAUUUUGUCAUUUGGAAAUAUGUUACUAACAGAAAACGAGCGUUUGUGUUCCUCAAUGUUCUAUGGAGCUUGUUUCUCCAUGGCAGGAAGUGUCAUUAUGCCUAUUUUAUAUCUGAAUAGUGUGGGGAAGUUUGACACUUUCAAGAAAUGGUGGAAGCCCUGAAACAAC
Messenger RNA from Astyanax mexicanus (Mexican tetra), 899 nucleotides. Its product is annotated as C-C chemokine receptor type 9-like. Gene Ontology annotation, biological process: phospholipase C-activating G protein-coupled receptor signaling pathway; positive regulation of Rho protein signal transduction. The coding region runs from base 24 to 893 and encodes 289 amino acids. Gene Ontology annotation, cellular component: membrane. The transcript has a single exon. Lineage: Eukaryota; Metazoa; Chordata; Actinopteri; Characiformes; Acestrorhamphidae. Gene Ontology annotation, molecular function: G protein-coupled receptor activity. The record is from RefSeq and is a predicted model, not a curated record.